Coniosporium apollinis CBS 100218 is the source of this 1035-nucleotide messenger RNA. RefSeq lists its product as uncharacterized. The coding region runs from base 1 to 1035 and encodes 344 amino acids. The record is from RefSeq and is a predicted model, not a curated record. The transcript has 2 exons. NCBI's taxonomy places the organism in Eukaryota, Fungi, Ascomycota, Dothideomycetes.
AUGUCUCCAUCAAUCGCCCUGUCUCUCACCGCUCAGUCAAUGCCGCCUACCCCGGCUAGUCCGGCGAGCGUUCUCCCUGAGCUUGACCUCACUAUCUCACCCGAGGAUUGUCACGGAGCGGUCGGACUCCCAGAGACUGAGGUGAAGAACAUCAUCCGCAACACCGCCAUUCUUCUUUACAGGGCGGAGAAGGCCGCUCCGAUCUGGAGGCGUAACGUCCGUAAUAAUCGUCACAGCCUCCGCUUCUUCAUCAGCCGCAUAGAGGGCGAUCAGUCCUCGAAUUCCCCGUCGUCCGAAGCCAUCAUCAACCCGCCAGGAGCCUUUACCGCCGGCCGCCAACCCUCGACGAAGCCGCCGCCGAAGCUGGCAGAGCUUGCGGCGUUUGAGGACCUGUACUACGCCACUUGCUGCAAGAUCAGAGAGCUACACGCGGACAUCGCGCUGCGCGCCACGCACUUCGGCGCCGACAUGCUACAAACCUCACUAUCCGGCGGCAGGGGCAGCAGGACCCUGCACGACUUCGCCACCAUCCUCUGGGCGCACUGGGCGUUCCUCAACGACCCGGCCCUCAUCACCACCCUCGCCUCCGCCGUGCGCGCCGCCUCCUCCACGUCCCUCUGGGACACCAACAACAUGCCCGUCGGCGCCAUCAUGGCACUGCUGUGGGAGAAGCAGCAGCAGCAGCAGCAGCCCGAGCCGUUUCGUGUCUUCGCGGCACGUCUUCCCCGCGCCCCCGCCAAUACGGCGAAGCCUCUCCCCCCGCUCCCCACGCUCGAGAGGGCCCAGCGGUACGUGGUGGCGGGUGGGCUGGCCCGGCUUGAGGAGAGAGGAGAGGUGGUGGUGCCGGGGCUGGUGUUGCCCCAGUAUGAGAGCGUGGCGGUGGGGUGGGAGGAGAUGGAGGGGAUGGUGGAGAGGGUGGUGAUGGCGGAGAGGGUGAGGAGGGGCGAGUUGGGGGAUGGGGAGGGGGUUGAGCGAGUGGUGGAGGGGAAGAAGAGGAGGGGUUUUGGGGGGUGGAGGAGGAUGAGGUGGUGGUGA